Labeo rohita (rohu) is the source of this 9591-nucleotide messenger RNA. RefSeq names its product PATJ crumbs cell polarity complex component (gene patj). Bases 341 to 6166 code for a protein of 1941 amino acids. The record is from RefSeq and is a predicted model, not a curated record. NCBI's taxonomy places the organism in Eukaryota, Metazoa, Chordata, Actinopteri, Cypriniformes, Cyprinidae. The transcript has 49 exons. Gene Ontology annotation, molecular function: protein binding.
GAGUACGUUUGCACUUAAAACCAAGUGUUGGUGCAACUUAUUCGCGGUGUUUGAUAGUUAUAAUCAACUUUAUAAUCGGCUAACUGCGCUAGCCUGUGUACAUAAUAGGAAUUGUAUUGGGAAGCAGGAGCACGUUUGUUAUGAGGUGAGGUUCGCGCAGGUGUAAACACACACGAACAGACAAAACAAGACUCAGUCUCAGCCCAAAACAACACUUGAAAUGCUGGAUUUAGUUUUAUGAGGGAUUCCGAAGUGGCAGAGAUUUGAUUUAACCUCAUAACCAAGUGUAUGGAUAUAAAUAUAGCAGAUCAAUCUGCACUGAAUUUUUAAGACAACGACGAUGUUUGAGAACGUACCGACAGUGUCUGCUUCCGAGCGGCAGCAGGUGCUCCAGGCCUUGGAAAGACUUCAGUCCAAGCUCGUGCAGAGGGAAGAGUGGACCCACAGCGACAGGCUCGGCACGCUGAAGGAAGCCCUGCAGAGCCCUCUGUUCGGCCACAUCCUCACCCUGCAGCACUCCGUCAAACAGCUUAAAGACCAGUUAAACAGCUUGCCUCCGGACACAUGCACCGAGUUCAGUUUCUCCAGGAAGGGUCAGCUGAUCGUCAGUGCGAGUCGUCCGUCCAGCAGCCUGGGAUCUGUAGUGUCCAACGGUACAGCUUCAACUACCAUAUCUUCUGAGCAGCUUCAGAGAUGGUUACAUGCAGCGGCAAAGGGAAGGAAGACAGAGCUCAUCAGCCUGCAGAAGCCGUUGUCUGGAGGUCUAGGUUUCAGUGUGGUCGGCCUGAGACCAGAGGGAGUGGGCAGUCAUGGUGUUUUCGUCCGACAGGUGCAACAAGGGAGCGUCGCAGACAGGGAUGGAAGAUUGCAGGAGAAUGAUCAGAUUCUGGCGAUUAACGGGAUUCCUUUGGAUCAGAGCGUGACGCAGCAGCAGGCCAUCGCUCUUCUCCAGCAACAGAGAGACCGAGUGGAGCUGGUGGUGGCCAGAGACACUGUGCCCAAACCCAGACUCUCUACAUCUGGACCCGCUCAGACGGAUCAGUGGGGACACGUGGAGGAGAUCGAGCUGGUGAACGAUGGAUCCGGCCUGGGAUUUGGGAUCGUCGGAGGAAAGGAAACGGGAAUGGUGGUCAGGACCGUGUUGCCAGGCAGCGUGGCCGAUAGGGACGGGAGGCUGAGAACAGGUGAUCACAUCCUGCGGAUCGGUGAGACGUCCACUCGAGGUUUGGCUAGUGACCAGGUGGUGCAGGUGCUGCAGGCCUGCGGUACCCAUGUGAGGAUGCUAAUCGCACGGGACCCUCUGGGGGCGGCCCAGCCUCCGCCUCCACCUCCACCUGCCCCCACUGCCGCUCCAGUCACCUCCCUGCCACCUCCACCUCCUGUGCCAUCCCGCAGGGGCAGCAAAACGCCGAAUUUGGAGGGCUACGAAAUCCAUGAAGUUGCGUUAAAAAAGAAAGAAGGCCAAAGCCUCGGGAUCUCCAUAAUCGGAUACAACGCUUUGACCACUAAGGAUGCGGUGGGGGUCUUUGUGAAGAACGUGGUUCCAGGCAGCGCCGCUGAGCAGAGCGGGAAAAUCCUUGUCCACGACAGGAUAAUAGCAUUGGAUGGCGUGAACCUCCAGGGAUUCACCAACCAGGAAGUCCUGGAGGUAAUGAAGCGGACGGGUGAUAUCGUACACCUUACCCUUAUUAGGAAGAUCAACUCGCCCAAGAGGACGGCCGUAGAAAAAUCGCUAGAUAAAGUCCAGAGAGAGUCGUCGCGUGUGUCUCUAAAGAGAUCGUCUGAGAUCAAGGCGCGGGCGGAUGUUCAGAGGGGCUCUGUGGUGGAGUCUAUGGACCCUGCUCUGAGUGGGAUCAAACAACAGCUGCAGGGAAAUAUGCAAGAGCCGGCCCCGCUGACGGAGAUGGAGCUUCGCGCUAAAUGGGAGCAGGCUCUCGGUCCACAUUACGAUGUUAUGGUUGUACAGCUUGACCCUGUCAUAGAUGAUGAUAUUGAGCUGCAGAAGUACUCCAAGCUUCUCCCAAUACACACAAUGCGCUUAGGCGUGGAACUAGACUCUUUUGAUGGACACCACUACAUUUCCACAGUUGCUCCUGAAGGCCCAGUAGCAAAACAUGGGCUGCUUCGACCAGAGGAUGAACUUCUGGAGGUGAAUGGCGUGCAGUUAUAUGGGAAGUCCAGGCGAGAGGCUGUUGCGUUCCUCAGAGAGGUUCCUCCUCCCUUUACUUUGGUUUGCUGUAGACGCCUCGCUGAAGAGGGCAGUGAAUACCAGCCUGAAUCUGAAGAGUGGCACUCAUCCAGCCCCUCAUCCAGCCUACAGGAGCAGAUUGAGAAUAACCUCUCCAUGUUUGCCAAAGAUACAAGUCUACGCGACAGCAUGAGGGAAGAGUUUCAGGCCCGUCAGGCUUCAGCAGUGGAGCGAGAGGUUAGCGAUGAAGAAGAGCCCCUAGAGCCAAGCGUUCCUGAAAGAGAGCAGAUGGAUGAGGUGAAGAAUGAUGAAGAAGAUGAAAAUGAAGAAGAGGAGGAGGAUGAAGGGGAACUUGCUCUGUGGUCUCCAAAUGUGCAGGUUCUAGAAUUAGAGAAAGGAGAACGAGGUCUCGGCUUCAGCAUACUAGACUACCAGGACCCUCUGGAUGUUGCGCGCUCUGUGAUCGUCAUCCGCUCUGUGGUGCCUGGAGGGGUGGCGGACAAUCACGGCGGGCUUCUCCCGGGUGACCAGCUGGUUUUCGUCAAUGACACUCAUCUAGACACAUGCUCUCUGGCCCAGGCUGUAGAGGUUCUCAAAUCCGCCCCGCCUGGGAAAGUCUACCUUGGAAUCAGGAAACCGCUGGUGCCAGAGGACAGAGGUAGUGGGCAGCAGUCUUCUUGGCCUGUAGAGGGCGCCGAUGAGCAACCAGCACCAAAACAGGCCGUCGCUCUCCCAUCUAUGCAAGAGGACUUUGGAAGCGGCUCUGUCUCAUCUGACGAUCUGGAUGAGGAACCAGAGCUUAUCCUGGACGCUGAGCCUCGUUACGCCUCUCCCCUCACCACCGUUGACCUCCUGCCCGGCCUGGAGCGAGAGAUGGCUGUAGAUGAAGAUAAAGAUGAUGAAGAGCAAGAGAUGGACACCAUGAUGGAUCAAGAGAUCUCCAAGGUCAAGGGCGACAGUCUGCCUUCAUACUGGAGUGAGAAGACUCGCUCCUGGGAAGAACCAACAGCAUCCAGCCCCUACCAGUUCAACUCUGAACCUGAUACACAAGAACAGUUUAUAGAGUUGGAAAAUGAGCUUUCCACAAGCUUCGAGAAGAUGCAGCUCCCGCAAAUUCCCCUCAGUCAGUCUGACACGUGGAUAGAGGCUGCAGACAGCGAGGCGGACUCUGACUCCAGAAACGAAGGCUCAGAGCUUACCUUGACCGACACCGACACUGAAUCUGCACAGCGCACUUCCUCUCGCAGCAGGAAGAGAAGAAACCAGGGGGCUACUGGUUCAGUCAGAGAAGACCACAGUGAUCUGCCUGAAAGAGAGGAGGGAGAAGGUGAAGAGACGCCUGCGUUCAGUCACUGGGGUGCACCACGCAGAGUGGAGGUGUGGCCAGAGCCGCAGGAGUCUCUGGGUAUCAGCAUAGUGGGCGGCCGCACCGUUAUUAAGAGGCUGAAGAACGGAGAAGAACUGAAGGGCAUUUUCAUCAAACAGGUGCUGCCAGACAGCCCAGCUGGACGCACGGGUGCCCUUAAAACAGGAGACAAGAUCUUACAGGUUUGUGGAGUGGAUUUGCAGAACGCCAGCCAUGAGGAGGCAGUACAGGCUAUCAAAGCGGCGUCCAGUCCUGUGGUCUUCAUCGUGCAGAGCCUGUCCUCCACUCCACGGCCUGCUUCAGUGACGGCCCCCAGCAUUAGACAGCACAAGGCUAAGAGGAAAGCCGCCCAGCAGAAAACAGGACAGACCGGUGGCCCUCCACCCAUGCGCCUCCCGCCACCCUACAGACCCCCCAGCCAAGUGCAGGAGGAGGAGCAACAGGAAGAGGAAGAGAGGGAGGAUGAGGAGCAAGCUAAAGAGGUGAUCAGGCAGAGGUACGCGGACCUGCCGGGAGAGCUGCUGAUUGUGGAACUAGAAAAAGACCGGAAUGGCUUGGGCCUCAGUUUGGCUGGGAACAGGGAUCGCUCCUGCAUGAGCAUCUUCGUGGUGGGGAUCACCGCCGGAGGGCCGGCCAGCCGAGACGGACGCAUCAGAGUGGGCGACGAGCUGUUAGAGAUAAACAACCAGGUGUUGUACGGCAGGAGCCACCAGAACGCAUCGGCCAUAAUAAAAAGCGCUGCGUCAAAGGUCAAACUCGUCCUGGUCAGGAAUGAAGAUGCUAUCAAUCAAAUGGCUGUCGCUCCUUUUCCAUCCCCACCUUCCUCAUUCUACUCCAGUGAGAUGCAUCAAAAUACGCCAGCACUUCCAGCUCCAGCAGAGAAGCCACAGUUACCCGAAAGCCUUCCCCUGAGCAGAAACUCACCUGAGCCGCUAAUAAUCAAGGAUCAACCCAGCGUGGUGCAACCUGUGAGCUCCACACAGACAGAUCAGGUGCAGAAGACAUUCAGAGAUGGAGAGUCAGCCUUAAAGAAGCUGAAAUCCUCAGAGAAGAUAUUAGAGUCUCCAAGCGAACAGUCACCCAAGCCACUUGUGGAGCAGAUCACCAGUCUUCCAAAAAUCCAGAGGAAUUCCACCAAGCCCUCGGUUGGUUCUCUGGAAGUCACGUCCUCGGGAUCAUCCGUGCCCGUUUCCGGCACCAGCCCUGAUUUUGAGUACUGCAGCAAAGACCCUGCUACAUGUCCCAUAGUUCCAGGACAAGAGACGGUUAUUGAGAUUUCUAAAGGCCGCUCUGGACUGGGUCUCAGUAUAGUCGGCGGCAAAGAUACUCAACUGGAUGCCAUAGUGAUCCAUGAAGUGUACGAGGAGGGGGCGGCAGCACGGGACGGUCGUCUGUGGGCCGGAGAUCAGAUUCUCGAGGUGAACGGGGUGGAUCUGCGGAGCGUGGCUCACGAAGAUGCAAUAGCUGCUUUACGGCAAACGCCGGCCAAAGUGCGGUUGACGGUCCUGCGCGAUGAGGCGCAAUACAGGGACGAGGAGAACCUCGACGUGUUUCGUGUUGAACUUCAGAAGAGAACUGGACGUGGGCUGGGCUUGAGCAUCGUUGGGAAGAGAAACGGUAAGGGUGUGUUCAUCUCGGAUGUGGUGAAGGGAGGAGCGGCUGAUCUUGAUGGCAGACUGAUGCAGGGUGAUCAGAUCUUGUCUGUGGAUGGAGAGGACAUGAGACAGGCCUCACAGGAGACCGUUGCCGCCAUUCUCAAGUGCGCCAGGGGCAAGGUGCUGUUGGAACUGGGCCGACUGAAGGCUGCCUCCUGGAUCUCUUCCAGACGCACCUCCCAGGGAAGUCAGAUGAGCCAUGUGAGUGCCAACAGCAGCACCCCGACACCCACGCUCCCUGCGGUGGCACUGCCCCUGCCCCCCUCUCAAACCCUCAACAACAACAGCCGAAACAUCACCGAGCCCAACAGCAAAAGCACAGAACCAGGCGUUCGGACAGUGGAGAUCACACGGGGUCCCACCGAUGCUUUGGGUGUCAGUAUAGCGGGCGGUAAGGGUAGUCCGCUGGGCGACAUUCCUAUCUUCAUCGCCAUGAUCCAGGCCAACGGCGUAGCUGCCAGGACACAUCGCCUCAAAGUAGGUGACAGGAUUGUGAGCAUCAACUCUCAGUCUCUGGAUGGCUUGACUCAUGGGGACGUUGUAAAUAUGCUGAAGAAUGCUUACGGCACCAUCGUCCUCCAGGUGGUUGCCGACACCAACAUCAGUGCAAUAGCAAGUCAGGUGGAGAGUUUGUCCAGCAGCUCCACCCCCAGCACCAAUCCAGAGGUCCGGCCGGUGGAACCAGAGACGCCUAAGCCAAAGACCAUCACUCUGGAGAAGGGCUCAGAGGGGCUCGGCUUCAGCAUCGUCGGCGGCUUUGGGAGUCCGCAUGGAGAUCUUCCCAUCUACGUCAAAACUGUCUUCAGCAAGGGGGCAGCGGCGGUGGAUGGGCGUCUGAAGCGCGGCGACCAGCUGCUGUCGGUCAACGGAGAGAGUCUGGAGGGCGUCACACACGAGCAGGCCGUGGCCAUCCUGAAGAAGCAGCGAGGAAGCGUCACGCUGUCCGUCCUCUCCUAACACACACACUAAGGACUACAUCUACUGAAAAACACACACAUUCCAUUCACACGUCUUAAGAGACACUUUACAUCAGCAACGGCCGUUAUUCGGCCACCUUACUUCCUGAUACGGAGACCGUUUGCACUCGAUUGUUUCAACUCCGCCCUGCUACUGUUUGUGCACCUGGUAUCAAAUCAAUCAGAGAAAUACUCAUAAAGGGAAAUUAUCGUAUCGUCUUUGUCUUAGUCUUGAACAUGUAGAGUCUUCGUUGGUGACUGAGCGGGUGAAUUAUGGGGCAAUAUUUUGAUAAAAUGAGUGCUGGUAACUCAAAACCAGAAGGCAAAAUUACAGUAGCAGACGCAAGACACACUAACACACACGGUACACAUAAAACAACUUCUAAUGUGGUUGUCCUGAUCAUUUUUUUAUUAAAACACAUAAGUACAUGACCUACUGACAAACCAGCCCUAUUUUCAAUAAAUCGGAUAAAUUGUAUGUAGUAGAUGAAUUCAUGGAUGAGCGUUAAAAAGGGAUGACACAUGUGCCUUGGAACGGGCGGAUCAGAUUGUACUGGGAUGUUUUGUUUAGCUAGUAUUAGAUCGUUAGAAACAUUUCAAUCAGGUUCUUUACGUUGCAGGGUAGCUUUGUGAAUAUUUCAAGAAAUAGUUCACCGAAAUAUGAAAAAACAACCCUGAUGUUGCUCCAAACCUGUAUUACAUUCUUCUUCUGUGGAGCUUAAAAUGAGAUAUUUCGCAGAAUGUUCAUGCUGCUCUUUCCCAUAUAAUGAAAGUGGAUGGGGAAUGUUUUUUCCAGUCAGAAAUGCCAACAGUAACCAUAAAAAUAUCACAGAAGUUGUUCAUUUGACUCAUUCACUACAUUAAGUUUUAUGAAGUCGCGCGAUAGUUUUGCACAAUAAACAAACCAAGAUUUAAGUUGAAUUUCACUGAAAAUCGUUAAGUAAAAUUUCAGACAAUUCUUCACAGAAAGGUUUUUUGCGAUUCAGAAAUGCCAGCAAUAAUCGUAAAAAUAUCAUAAAAGUUGUUCAUAUGACUCGUGCAUUACAUUUUAUGGAAUCGUACAAUACUUCAGCGCAACAAACAAACCUACAUUUAAGUUGAUUUUCACUUAAAAUCUUCACUAUGAGGAACAUUUUGGACAAUUCUUCACACAAAGUUUAAUAUCACUCAUUUUUCAUGUAAAAUUUUAUGUGGAAUGUAAAAUUAGAUGUUUUGCAGAUUGUUCAUGCUGCUCUCUUCCAUAUAAUGUAAGUGGAUGAGGACUGGAGUUUUGCGAAUCAGAAAUGCCAACAAUAACUGUAAAAAUAUCACGAAAGUUGUUCAUAUGACUCGUGUACUACAUGAAGUCGAACAAUAGUUUUGCACGAUAAACGAAUGGAAAUUUCAGUUGGAUUUCACUAAAAAUCUUUCCUUUAAGUAAAAUUUCAGACAAUUAUUCACACAAGGUUUUAAUGUUAGUCAUUUUUCAUGUAAAAUGUUUGUGAAAUGUAAAAUUAGAUGUUUUGCAGAAUGUUCACUCUACUCUCUUCCAUACAAUAAAAGCAGAUAUAGACUAGACUUUUUGCAAUUCAGAAAUGCCAACAAUAAUCGUAAAAAUAUCGCAAAAGUAGUUCAUAUGACUCAUGCACUACAUUUUAAAUUUUAUUAAGUCGUAUAAGUUUUGCGUGACGAACAAACCAAAAUUUUAUUUUUGCUUAAGAUCUUGCUUUUAAGUCAAAUUUCAGACAGUUCUUCACACGAAGGUAUUAUUUUAGUCAUUUUUUUUUUGUAAACUUUUUGUGGGAUGUAAAAUUAGGUGUUUUUCAGAAUGUUCACGCUGCUCUUUUUCAUAUAAUGAAAGUGCAUGGGGACUGGAGUUUCUGCGGAUUAGAAAUGGCAACAGAAUCUGUAAAAAUAUCACAAAGUUGUUCAAAAAGUUGUUCACAAAGUUGUUCAAAUGACUCAUGCGCUACAUUUUAAGUUUUAUGAAGUUGUACAAUAUUUUUGUGCGACGGAGAAACUGAAAUUCAAGUCGAUUUUCACCUAAAAUCUUCCCUGUAAAUAAAAUUUCAUACAGUUCUUCACACAAAGAUAUUGUUAGUUUUUUCAUGAAAAAUUUUAUGUGGAAUGUAAAAUAAGAUGUUUUGCAGAAUGUUCACACUGCUCUCUUCCAUAUAACAAAAGUGGAUGGGGACUGGACUUUUUGCAAUUCGGAAAUGCUAAGCAUAACUAUAAAAAUAUCUAUUAAAAUGUUGUUAAUAUGAUUCAUGCACUACAUUUUAAAUUUGAAAAAGUCAUACAAUAGUUUUGCGCAAUGAACUAACCCAAAAUUAAAAUUUCAGACUGUUUUUCAUGCAUUGUAAGUCAUAUUUCAACUAUAUUUCAACUCUUUCUCUGAAAUUAAAAUAUCAUACAAUUCUUUACACAGAGCUAUUAUUUUGCUUUAGGAGUUUAAAAAUAGCGCACAAGAUGUAUUUUUUGUCAUUUUUGGAGUGCCAGUCCCCAUUCACUUUAAUUGUAAGGAAAAGAGCAGCUUUAGCAUUCUUCAAAAUAUCUAUUUUUAAGUUCUACAAAAGAAGUUAGUCAUAUGGGUUUGGAACAACAUAAUGAAAAUUCUGAUUUUUGAGUGAACUAUUCCACUCUAUUAUGUCGCUGAAGUGUAUUGAGAUUCACAGAAAUGCAUAACUUAGUUUUUUGUUAUUCCAUUUGUAAUUCAAUUGCACACGUCUAUCAUUUCACUGUAAAUAUGUAAUUUAUUCCCUUUUUUAGGGUGUUUUUGCAUCGCUUUUGUCUUUAUGAAGAUGUCUCGCACAUCCUAGUUUGACACUGUGUGUGUCUGUGUGUCACAAUGUGAGGAUAUCCUGUGUCAGUCUCUCUCCUAGAGGAAGUGUAGCAGGCUCUUCAGAGACUAUCAGGGCUCUCCAGGUUGUAGACAGCAUGUGGAAGCCUCGUCCAGACCGUCUCCUCCACUAGGAUUUCGUAAGCACAUCCUCAUAACGAUGCCUCUUGAAUUUUCGUGCCAUGUGGACAGUGUAUUUUGAACUGUCCAGCGCUAUGUCCCUUUAAAAAGAUUGCCUGUAUCUCCUAUGCCUGUCUUCCCCUUUCUCCUUAAAAGAAAUGCAACGCCCCCAAGUCUGCUACCUUAUGCUAGAUCUUCGCAUUUGGGCUGUGAACCACAAAAACCGGCUUGAAUCAUGUCGAUUCUUCAGCUGACUCGAGUAGUAACACCUUUAUAUCUGCCAUUUUUCUGUCAGUGUAAUGUUUUUAAAGUCCAAAGAAACCAUUUAGUUAAAUUCAUACAAUAGAUACAGAUCCAAGCCUGAAAUAAAGCUGAUUUAUUAACAUUUGCAAAACAAAUAAGUGGUCAUUAUGGUCUGUGACUUUAUUUUGGACAAAUAGAAUUUAUCUAAUGUGUCAGAAAAUAAAGUUAUUUUCAUUUUAAGUGUC